Messenger RNA from Gymnodraco acuticeps, 2274 nucleotides. It is a transcript of the gene chst2b, whose product is annotated as carbohydrate (N-acetylglucosamine-6-O) sulfotransferase 2b. NCBI's taxonomy places the organism in Eukaryota, Metazoa, Chordata, Actinopteri, Perciformes, Bathydraconidae. Gene Ontology annotation, cellular component: Golgi membrane. The record is from RefSeq and is a predicted model, not a curated record. Gene Ontology annotation, molecular function: N-acetylglucosamine 6-O-sulfotransferase activity. Gene Ontology annotation, biological process: N-acetylglucosamine metabolic process; sulfur compound metabolic process; carbohydrate metabolic process.
AUGCGGUCUCCUCUGUUCAAACACAGCCUUGCAGCUCCUCGGGAACGGCUGUCAGAUGUCACACUGGAGCUGAUUCCACUUGAGAGAGCUUUGUCCAGUGGUGAGAGCCACUCUCCAAAGGGAACAGAUGAGAGGCCAAACCAAUACCAUCCACCACUGAAGUUGACAGCGCCUUGGGAGAAGGAUGCUGGCUUUGGGAGGAAGCUUAAAACCUACAGGAAUCAUACCAAGAUAAUAGCACAGCCUGGGCUCGUGAUGAAAGUCCUCCGCAGGAAGAGGAUUGUGUUAUUCAUGGCCUACUUCUUACUGCUGGUCCUCACGAUGCUUAACUUGGCUAAUUAUAAAUGGACCAAGGAGCCUCAGCAGUGUAACCAUCAGAUGAGGAGCACCACUUAUCAGGGCAGAUCUGACAUUCGCUUCUGUACAGGCCCCUCUCUGGCUAAAAAGCAGCUCAUCUACGUGCUGACCACCUGGAGGUCGGGGUCCUCCUUUUUCGGGGAGCUUUUCAACCAAAAACCCAGAAGUGUUCUUCUUGUACGAGCCAUGUGGCACAUCUGGCAGAAACUGUACCCUGGCGACGCGGUGUCUUUUACAGGGAGCAGCCAGGGAACAUGCUGAGCUCCUGUGUACCGCUGCGACCUGUCUGUUUUCCAACUUUACAACAGCCCCGGGGGCAAGAAUUUUACCUCCCUGGGGCUGUUUGCCACCCUCAAUAAAGUGGUGUGCUCCUACCCCCUCUGCUCAGCCUACAGGAAAGAGGUGGUGGGGAUGGUGGACGAUAAGUUGUGUAAAAAGUGCACCCCUCAAAGCCUUAGAUUGUUGGAGGAGGAGUGCCUCAAAUAUAGCACCAUAGUCAUUAAAGGGGUACGCAUUUUGGACGUUAACGUGCUGGCCCCCCUCAUGGAGGACCCAUCGUUGGAUUUGAAGGUGAUACACCUGGUCGCAGACCCGCGGGCCGUGGCUAACUCCAGGAUCAAAUCCAGACACGGCCUGAUAAGGGAGAAUUUACAAGUGGUGGUGCGCAGCAGGGAUCCUAAACUUCGCCGAUCCCUUUCGUGGAUCCGGUCACAAAGCCACAAGAAGGACGGCGCGGACUACCACUCCAUCGGAGCCAUGGAGGUGAUCUGCGACCGCACCUCCAGGACUUUGAGGACUGCCUUAAACCCGCCCAGCUGGCUGAAGGGGAAAUACAUGGCGGUGAGGUACGAGGACCUGGUGGAGAACCCCGUAAAGACCCUGAAGAACAUCUACCACUUCGCCAACCUCACCGCCAACCACGACAUCGAGACGUUUGCCCUGAACAUGACCAGCGGCUCCAGCUCCUCUUCCAUAGCCCUCAUCGUCUCGUCCAGGAACGCCACACAAGCUGCUAGUGCAUGGAGAACAGUGCUGAGCAUUCAACAGAUCAAACAAGUGGAGGACUACUGCCACCACGCCAUGUCUGUUCUGGGCUACGAGAGAGUCAGAACAGCCGGGGAGGCCAAGGACUUGAGCAAACCACUACUGACACACUCCAAACUGUGAAAUCGCCACCAAAGACCUUUAAUUUAAUGUUGCAUCGAGUGCCGUUUCUUCUUCUUAUCGUGGAAUUAAAAAGCUUUACUUUGAAUCACUGUUGGAGGAGCUCCACUGGCCUCACUGGGAAUGUAUCAUGUUUCUCUCCGUUGACUCGCAGUGGUGUUUGAAGGGACCACUUUCUUUUAUACUGGAAUAUUGGAUGUGUUUGACAAUGCAAAGGCCGUUUGAUCAAGGAUUUUAAUAGUGAAGCUGCAAGGAAAAGGAAAAAAGAACAACUGUAUACUUCAUGUAUCUUGUUAUGAUGACAUUUCAAAGUGGGGUUAUUUUUUUGAAUGUUCCAACCUUACAAAAAAAAACUGUUUUUUCAGUCUCCAUACUGUCUGUGAAAGUGAAAAUAGUUGAUGAAAGAACAAAAAAACAAAACAAAGAACUGAGAAAAAGCCCAUUGCUGAUGUGUUUGUAAGACCUGGUUUAAGUCCGAGACAAUCAAUUGGUUUGUUGAUGUGCCAUAGGUAGAGGUGUGAUGACUAGGCUACACCGGUAGCAGCGUUUAGUGCUACGUCUAGAUUUCUAAAAGAUAUGUUUUGAUUUCUCACUAAAUCCUCAUAGGAUGAUAUCAUGCACUGUGUCAUGGCUCUGGAGGGGGAGUCUCUCUGUGUCAGUGUAAGCAGUCUGUUCUACCAUUUCAAAUGCUUGCUCUUAUAAAAACACAUGGUCUGGGAAUAUUGCAUUGAGUAAAGUUCACAAUUAACAAGA